AUGCAAACGUUCGAGCGCUCCGACAUCUCGUGCGAGGGCCAAACGGAGAGUGGGUCCGACACCGCUGUCUUCAUGAUGGAACCUGGUGCCACCCUCAAGAACGCCAUAAUCGGCAAGAACCAAAUGGAAGGUGUCCACUGUGAUAAGCACGACUGCACCAUUGACAAUGUAUGGUGGGAUGAUGUGUGCGAGGACGCCCUCAGCAUCAAGGGCGGUACCGCCUCCAGUGUGUCCAAGGUCAUUGGCGGUGGCGCCCGCUCUGCCGAUGACAAGGUGAUCCAGCACAACGGAUACGGCACCGUCGAGAUCGACGGUUUCUAUGGUGAAGAUAUCCGCAAGCUCUACCGUUCGUGUGGCACUUGUGGUGACAGACCGAAGAAGGUGUCAGUGUCCAAUGUGUACAUCGUGAACCCGGGCAACGCCGUCGUGACGGUGAACAAGAACUGGGGUGAUGAGGCCACACUGAGUAACAUUUGGGUCAAGUCCAGCGGAAAGAAGAAGGUGAAGAUCUUACUCCGAGAGUGA
Messenger RNA from Phytophthora infestans T30-4, 525 nucleotides. RefSeq names its product polysaccharide lyase, putative. NCBI's taxonomy places the organism in Eukaryota, Oomycota, Peronosporomycetes, Peronosporales, Peronosporaceae. Gene Ontology annotation, biological process: pectin catabolic process. The record is from RefSeq and is a predicted model, not a curated record. The transcript has 2 exons. Gene Ontology annotation, cellular component: extracellular region. Gene Ontology annotation, molecular function: pectate lyase activity. The coding region runs from base 1 to 525 and encodes 174 amino acids.